UUCGGCGCACCGCUCUUCAGGCGUUCUUCGCUCUGCCUGGAGCAGCGAAGGCAGGCGUGCAGGGGUUGUCUGCUUCCUCCUUCGUCGUGAGCAGUAUGGACGUGCUAGCGGAGGAGUUUGGAAACCUGACCCCGGCUCAGCUGGCUGCACCGAUACCAACUGUAGAGGAAAAAUGGAGGCUGCUUCCAGCAUUUUUAAAGGUGAAAGGCCUUGUAAAACAGCAUAUAGAUUCAUUUAACUAUUUCAUCAAUGUAGAGAUAAAGAAGAUAAUGAAAGCCAAUGAAAAGGUUACGAGUGAUGCUGACCCCAUGUGGUACUUAAAAUAUCUUAAUAUCUAUGUCGGGCUACCUGAUGUUGAAGAAAGCUUCAAUGUAACUAGACCAGUGUCCCCUCAUGAGUGCCGUUUGCGGGACAUGACAUAUUCUGCCCCCAUUACGGUAGAUAUUGAAUAUACCCGAGGAAGCCAGAGGAUCAUCCGCAACGCCUUACCCAUUGGCAGAAUGCCCAUAAUGCUACGUAGUUCAAACUGUGUUCUUACAGGAAAAACACCAGCAGAAUUUGCCAAACUGAAUGAAUGUCCUUUGGAUCCAGGUGGCUACUUCAUUGUUAAAGGAGUGGAAAAAGUUAUUCUUAUUCAGGAGCAGCUGUCUAAGAACAGGAUCAUUGUGGAGGCUGAUAGAAAAGGGACGGUUGGAGCUUCAGUUACCAGCUCUACCCAUGAGAAAAAAAGCAGAACCAAUAUGGCAGUGAAACAAGGACGAUUUUAUUUGAGGCAUAAUACUUUGUCAGAAGAUAUACCAAUUGUCAUCAUAUUUAAGGCCAUGGGUGUUGAGAGUGACCAGGAAAUUGUGCAGAUGAUUGGAACAGAGGAGCAUGUGAUGGCUGCAUUUGGGCCCAGUUUGGAAGAGUGCCAGAAAGCUCAGAUUUUCACACAGAUGCAGGCAUUAAAAUAUAUAGGGAACAAAGUAAGAAGGCAAAGGAUGUGGGGAGGUGGACCAAAGAAAACCAAAAUAGAAGAAGCAAGAGAGCUCCUGGCUUCUACCAUUCUGACCCAUGUACCAGUUAAGGAAUUCAAUUUCCGAGCCAAAUGUAUCUAUACUGCAGUGAUGGUUCGAAGAGUAAUUCUGGCCCAAGGAGAUAAUAAAGUUGACGACAGAGAUUAUUAUGGUAACAAGCGAUUGGAAUUGGCGGGACAGGUGAUUUAAUUCUUUUAUGUCAGAAAUCUUAUGUUUUAAUAAAAAUUAAUUUGGUAUUCAUUUUAGGUAGGA
Messenger RNA from Galeopterus variegatus (Sunda flying lemur), 1268 nucleotides. RefSeq names its product DNA-directed RNA polymerase III subunit RPC2-like. Bases 96 to 1205 code for a protein of 369 amino acids. Gene Ontology annotation, biological process: DNA-templated transcription. Gene Ontology annotation, molecular function: DNA-directed RNA polymerase activity; DNA binding; ribonucleoside binding. NCBI's taxonomy places the organism in Eukaryota, Metazoa, Chordata, Mammalia, Dermoptera, Cynocephalidae. The record is from RefSeq and is a predicted model, not a curated record. Gene Ontology annotation, cellular component: RNA polymerase III complex. The transcript is spliced from 12 exons.